Dermacentor albipictus is the source of this 4022-nucleotide messenger RNA. RefSeq lists its product as uncharacterized. The record is from RefSeq and is a predicted model, not a curated record. Gene Ontology annotation, biological process: protein processing. NCBI's taxonomy places the organism in Eukaryota, Metazoa, Arthropoda, Arachnida, Ixodida, Ixodidae. Gene Ontology annotation, molecular function: metalloendopeptidase activity. Gene Ontology annotation, cellular component: plasma membrane.
UUCAAGUCCGCAGCAAUAAUGAUUCCGUGUGACGAGGAAAAUGUCGACGGACGAGUCACGCCCUCUCCUAGCGACAAGCACGCUCUGGCGUCCACAACGUCCCGGCCUCGCAAGAAGUCAAUCAAAUCGACCCGGAGGAUUCGCAGGAGGCACAGCAAACACCAGCCGCCGCAGGGAAAUGGCGCAGAAAGCGCCGCGACAACGUGUGAACCCGACGUGAAGAGGCAAGCUGGUGCAGCUGACAAGUUCCGCGACAGCCAAAGCGAGAUUUCUCUUGCAAAACAGGCUAGAUCAGAGGAGGAACACGGACCAAAGCAGCACCGCCGGCAGUCCCACACCCGUCUGCGCCAGAAGCACAAGGGCCGAAAAAAGGGCAGUGAGUCACGGGAUCAUGACUCAAAAGACGCAUAUCAACGCCACAACGAUCCCGAGAAAGAUACCAUGGUAUCGAAGCCUGAGGCGCUGUUGGCAGCUUCUGUUUGCAAGGCGGUGGAUGAGCACGCUGCGGGACCUGUCAAAUCGCCGGGCGACGAGGGCCGAUCCCAACCAGAGGCGGAAAGGGAGGCGAUUGGACCUCAACCAAGCGUCAAAUCGGCUCACAAACCUGAUACUGGGCCAGUGGAAAGAAAAACAGGGCAAGGAUAUAGUAAAAGCAAAGGCACCAAGGCUUCAACAAGUGACAUAUUGGGUGGACGCAUUGACGCCAGGCCUUGCUCGUCAGUGGCUACCGAGGAGCGCCGCUGGCUUCGCCGCCUGGCGGGCUGCUUGGUAUUUGCGGCCAUCUUGUGCUUCGUGGGUGCCGCCCUGUACGUCGCCAUCUUUGUGCUCGCGGGUGACGCCGCCGUUGCCGCCGGCUUCGUCAGGAAACCGACGCGGGCCGCACUGCACCCGCUGUGCUCGGGGACCGCCUGCGUGCGAGCACUGGAUGCCUUGACGGAGAACAUGGAGGACGUCAACCCCUGUGCGGACUUCCAGCGCCACGUAUGCGGCAGAUGGUUUUCCCAACACUCUCGGCGAGAAAGCUACGAGCAAGAGGCCGUGGAUGUCUUCUUGUCGCGCAUACAUCAAGCGUUAAUAGAUGCAGCACAGCAGCCUCAUGGCCACGUGACCAGGGAGUUCAACAUGGCCAAGCUUUACGAUAGCUGCCUGAAGUUUGCGGUGCAGGAACAAACGGUGAAGACCACCGAUGUCCUCGAAUCCAUGGGCAUCAAGGCCGAAAUCCUUCAGUCGAUCAGAAGGCCCGGUGACCUUUUCCGCUUCGUCGUGGGAACGAGCCUCUCGACCGGACUGCCUUCCGUGGUCGCAGUCCCCCUGCGGAGGGGCUCGUCCCUUCGGGCCCCUUUCGUCCCGGCAGUGGACAUGGGACAGACGCUGCUCGUGAGUCUACACUACGUUCACGUCUCCGCUUACCUCAAAGACGCCGUGGCCGACUUCCGAGUUUCGAACGCCGAAGGCGUCAUCGCCGCCGUGACCAAGAUUGACGAGGCCGUGGAAGCGUGGCGAGCCAAGGCCGACAGGCGGGAGUCGUUCGCGACGAUGCGCCUGCGAGAGCUCCGGGACGUCGUGGGAGGGGCGAGCUGGAUCGAGGCCCUGAACAGCGGCCUGCUGGCCACAGGAGCAUCUCCGCAGUUCACGAACGAAAGUGCGGUGAUGACCAGGGCACGCGGCCAGAUCUACGGUGCCUUGGCGGCGCUGCUCUUCGGCCAGGCUAGCAUGGAACACGCACGCUUCUACGCCGUGCUCCUUCUGCUAGCGCAGGUCAUGAAGUACCGCUACCUGCUGGAACGCACUCUCGAACGCACCUUGAAGGACCACGGCCAGUGCCUUCACGUGACAGGAAGCCUGACGAGCGCAUCGUUCACGGCUUGGGUAACGCAGACGCUAGUCCCUACAGGCGCCAUCGAAGACCUCGGCCACAUGGUGAAAGGCCUCAAGGAGGCCAUGGUUAGCCGACCCGCCCCAGUGCCGGAGCUGAAUGUGAGCGACAGCGACGUUGCCAAGUGGACUGUCCACGUAAUAGGAUCGGAGAGAGCCCUUCCCCAGUCUUCCGCGGUCUCGUCGCUGGCCGCAGCGUCUGCCCCAUACGACGACCGCUUCCUGCUGAACGUGGCCCGCGCCAGCAGGGACAACGUUUUGCCCGCCCUCUCCAAACACGAGAGCACGUCGUCUGGCGGCCGCGACGAUCCACUGGGCGAGGACGUGGACGCGCGCACCCUGGCGGCGUGGCAGAUCCGAGGAACGACGUCGUACGACAGUCGCACCGGGCGACUGUUCGUGCCCGCCGUGUGGCUGUCGAACAUCGCGUUCGUACGCGACAGUGCCGUUCCGGCCCUCGACUUCGCCACCUUGGGCGUCCGUCUCCUGGCGGUCUGGAUUCGCAGUCAGCUUACAAAGAGACCGCACCUGCGCGAAAAUCUCGAGAGCAGCUCAGGGUGCCCCUGGCGCGAGGUCGAUACAUCUCUAGAGGACGAAAACUCCGACGAAGUCGUGCGAAAGGUCGCCUCUACGGAAUGGGCCCUUCGCUUGGCCUUUCUGGCAUCCCAACAGCCGUUGCCGAGGAAGGACCUCGCGAGCGGCGUGCUUAGAGAUCGAGUCUUCUUCUGGAGGUUUUGCCAGUCUCAUUGCGGAGACAUUGUUAGCGGCGAUGUCUGUGGUAUUGCGGUUCGUCGCACACGAUCUUUUCGGGACGCCUUCGCGUGUCGCGAAUCCGAUGCGGCUCUAUGCUCACCCUGAAACGUAAGCCGAAGAGAAAGCCGCAUUUAAUGCCGCUGGCUUUCUGUUUUCUCGUUGUUUCUUCAAAUCAAGCAUAACGUACGUUUACAGCGUGAAAUUAUUCAGCACGCUUUCAACGUUAUUCUAUCCUACUCUACUAAGUGAAGCCAUAUAUGGUGUAAUUUUUCGUAACUGCAAGAACUCCUCUCGCCUUUUCGUUGUAUAAAUGUUUCCAUCUGCUUGCACUAGCUUUGGCACGACGAAUCCAGCCAUGAGCACUACUUGUAAUAAACGUAUUUUAGUUCCCUCAAGCCUACCCCAAGCAGACCAUACGAUGCAUUUAAUCAGAAUACCAGAGAUGCUUGUUCCGUACGGUUGUAUUUGCUUGCUUCGGUCUCCGUGUCCAUGCGGGUCCGCGUGUACCUAAUGAUUCGUUUAUAUGUAUGUUUUGCGAAGAAAAAUGGGAAUACAUAUGAAUUCGUACCAGUACAUAUGUAUAGAGCUUUAAAGUUUCGUAAUAUCACCGCAGUGGUGUCCCUUUGACUCGAGGCAUCGGGUACCACUGGGUAGGUGAGCAGUGGGUUUCAGGUCUCAUUGACACCUUCGCGGUUGCGAAGGUGUCGAAGGCAGACUUCCCGGUUGUUGCCAACGACUUGGACCAUGCGCACCGGUGGGAUAUCAUUGUAUUCAGUUGUGUACGGGAUCGUCAGUUUGGCCCCAGUUGGUCAGGCAUAGGCGACGCGUCCCAGUAUGGCUGAGGCCCUGAUUGUGGUACGGUCGGCAAUUCGGGUUAAUGGAGAGUGUGGAGCGGAGGAGGAGGAUUAGGAGUCCCACUUUUUUUUGUUUUUGCCUCAAGUUUUCAAUGAUGCUAAUUGUUCCUGACGUGAGGCGUGUUUAAAACCGGUAAAAGAGGGGUCGCUUGCUAAAAUCGCAUGGUAACAAAAACAUGGUGUACUCAAAUCGUUCAUAUUGACACGUGUACUUAUCUUUAUCGGGCGACCACGUUUCGCCGCCUAACAAAUGUUAUCGCACAGCGCGGGACGCGCCUGCAUGUAUCCGAAGUUUCUGGAAAGUUAUCGAUGCUUCUAUCCGGCUGCCUGUUGUCGCCGAACCUUCUGUUAUCUGAUUUCAUCGCGUGACGCGAAUGGUGUAGAACUUUGUGGAAGGCACGUGGGUCCCAACGAUUAGUCUGGAACGUUCGACGACUGCUGUAUAAAAGCCGACGCGCUUUACCCGCUGAUCAGAUUUUCGACGAUCGCCGACCGUGUUCGCCGCUAUCGUUGUGCUAUAAGUGUCGCCUGUUUUUGUGG